CCCCUCCUCCUGGCUAUCACCGCCCUUUUCAGGAGGACGGAGCAACCCCGUGCUUCAUUCACCCAAUGAUGAGUCGACUUAGGGUGGGGCGGGACUUGGGCUAGAGCGGAAGUGGUGGCCGGAACGGAAGUGCAGCUGCCGCCGCCACCGCCGCCGCCGAUUCCUGAGCCGGGUAGCCACUGCCGCUGCCGCCGCCACUGCAUCUACUGUCGCCGCCACCGCCGCUGCCGCCAGCAUCGCCUGAGGAGUGAGUCCGGGAAGGACGUAGUCGCUGCCCUUCGAUCUUCCCGGAAGCGCCUUUGCUCCCUACAGUCCUCCGCGAAAAUGACCAUGGACAAAAGUGAGCUGGUACAGAAAGCCAAACUUGCUGAGCAAGCUGAGCGUUAUGAUGAUAUGGCCGCAGCUAUGAAGGCUGUAACAGAGCAGGGACAUGAACUCUCCAAUGAAGAGAGGAAUCUACUCUCUGUUGCCUACAAGAAUGUGGAGCUGUUGGACAAAUAUCUCAUUCUCAAUGCUACCCAUGCAGAAAGCAAAGUGUUCUACUUAAAAAUGAAAGGAGACUAUUUUAGGUAUCUUUCUGAAGUUGCAUCUGGAGAUAAUAAACAAACCACUGUGUCAAACUCCCAGCAGGCGUACCAAGAAGCAUUUGAAAUCAGCAAGAAAGAAAUGCAGCCUACACACCCGAUUCGCCUUGGCCUGGCUCUGAAUUUCUCAGUCUUUUACUAUGAGAUUCUAAACUCUCCUGAAAAGGCCUGUAGCCUGGCCAAAACGGCGUUUGAUGAAGCCAUUGCUGAGUUGGACACCCUGAAUGAAGAGUCUUACAAAGACAGCACCCUGAUCAUGCAGCUGCUAAGGGACAAUCUCACCCUGUGGACGUCAGAAAACCAGGGGGAUGAAGGAGAUGCUGGAGAGGGAGAGAACUAAUGUCUAUUGAGCUCUGUGAUCUGUUUGGUGUCACUGUAUCCUCCACAUUAUGUCCCUUUGUGCGAUAAACAAAAACAAAAAAAAUCCAAUGUGGACUUUCGAUCUUUCACAGCCUAAGCCUUGCAGAAACGGUCCCUGGGAUGAACAGCUGGUAUUUGUAUCUAAAACUCAGACUGGUCCCUUAAAUGCCAUGGUAUUUUGAAGUCUUGAUUUGAUCAACAUUGACAAGGAUUACUGUGUGUUUAAUUUUUACAAACUGAACACUGUGAUUACAGGGCUUUAUAACUUAGCAGAGCUCUUCCUGGUAGGAAAAAUUGACCUGAAUUAUGUGUAACUUUUUGGAAAGUUUAAUCUGAUAUCAAAAUGGUCACUGAAAUACAAUUCUGUUGUAAAGUUGUACAGAAAGUUCUAGAGAUUCUCUUGUGAUGCUGGGACUUGGGCGAGAUGCUUACCCUUGGCAUCCUGAGUGUGGUAACUCACAGUAAUUCUGCCUGUGGUUGAGGGCCUGUUAACCCUUGAUCACUUUGGGCUGUUACCACUCAAAAGUUCAUGACCGCAAAUAUCUGCAGUGUCUUCUGAGGAAAUUCAAAACCUGAAAGUGAACUUCUUUGGCUGAUAAUUGGGCUGUAACACCACAAAAAGGUCCCGUGUUCAUACCACAUGUGUGACUAAACCUUUUUAUUAUAGCAACGUGUUCCUGAUUAGCUCCAUGUGAAAACGGGGCUGUUACCCCCUAGCUGAAGGAGAGGGGAAAGAGAGAGAAAGUAGUGUAUCAUAUAAACGGCCAUACCAGUUUUUUGGAUGAUUCUUCAAUGUUCUGUGGAUGCGGCCUCUUGCCUGAGGAGCAUUCCUAGCCUUGGGGUGGGAGCUGUGACACGUAACAUUCUUCUCACCCUGUCCUUUUGACUUUUGACUUUUUCCUCUUUAAAUGUACAGCUUUCUGCUUCCUUGGGUGGUUUUCUUGGGAAGCCUUUAUUAGUCAGUACUGUGUGGACAGGGCGGGGCAUUGAGCACAUGGUGAGAGCUGUGCUUUAAAGGUUGAGAAAGACCUUCCAGCACCACACCCUGUCUCCCUCCAGGUCUCAGCACAGUUGUUCUUCAUAGUAUGACCCAAAUCGGGAAAAAAUAAAGGACUUUUAAGUAUUUGUGAUUUCCCCCAUUGCACCCAGCCCUGACAGUGCUUUGUCUGUGCCUGUGACAGACCCUCCCUCCAGUGGACUCAUCCAGCUUCGUCCUCAGACACGCCUCAAGAAGACUUAGAACACAGGGAAGUUGCAUGGACACUACAGUAGAGAGAACCAAGAACAGCCAGGCCUUCAGUCUCACAGUAUCACCCCUCUACCUUGACAUUCCGUGUACCCAUAGCUGUAGAGUUCAUCCGUUUGUCCAUCUGCUGAAAUAUGAAAAGAAUUCAUGCACUGAUUUAAACAAAAACAAAAAACCCACAAAAAAAUUUCUUCUUUCUAGCUGAACAGAAAACGUGCAGUUAAUACUCGGCGCUUGACAAGCAGCAGCGAGUGUGGACCAAGCCUGUCUGUAUCUGGUAGCUCUUCGCUCUGUUUUCUUUCCUUACCAGUAUUCUGCCUAAUGUUUGCUUCCGUGGUGGUUCUUUGCCUAGCAAGCACACCUGUGGUUGUGAAAAUAGUAUAGCAAAAAGAAAAAGACCCCCUCCCCACCCCCAGUUACUGAUGUGCUAGAUCCGUGUAUGUCUUUUAAACAUUCUAGUUUCUCCUUACACAGAGUAAUCAGGACGAUGUAAAAACUCAAAAGUGAAAUAAAACAUCUUAUCAGUUA
Messenger RNA from Rattus norvegicus (Norway rat), 2718 nucleotides. RefSeq names its product tyrosine 3-monooxygenase/tryptophan 5-monooxygenase activation protein, beta (gene Ywhab). Gene Ontology annotation, molecular function: protein sequestering activity; protein phosphatase inhibitor activity; protein domain specific binding. The record is from RefSeq and is a predicted model, not a curated record. Gene Ontology annotation, biological process: negative regulation of protein import into nucleus; positive regulation of transcription by RNA polymerase II; negative regulation of G protein-coupled receptor signaling pathway. Gene Ontology annotation, cellular component: cytoplasm; nucleus; perinuclear region of cytoplasm. NCBI's taxonomy places the organism in Eukaryota, Metazoa, Chordata, Mammalia, Rodentia, Muridae.